Messenger RNA from Menidia menidia (Atlantic silverside), 1468 nucleotides. The record is from the annotation of a GenBank genome assembly. Lineage: Eukaryota; Metazoa; Chordata; Actinopteri; Atheriniformes; Atherinopsidae.
UCUGGUGUCUGGGAUGUGGGCAGUGUUUGAAGAGGAGGAAUGCAUCAGACAGUGGGCAAACAUCACUGGUUGCUCAAAAACACACACUUGCAAACACACAUGCAGAUACAGUGACAUACACACACACCCAUACAGGUCUCGAGGGAUUCAUUGGGGAUUUUAAAACAACCUGUCUUCUUUCUGUAGCUGGUGAUCAAACAGGAUCUCUGGUUGUGGCAAUGGCUCUCCUGUUCUGUGGAAUGCUGUUAUUGCUUGGUGGUUCUGAUGCAACUUCAAUCGCAGACAUGGACUAUGGAGGAGUUCCUCUGUGGAUUAACAGGCUGUUGGGUGAGCCCAGUGUACUGAGUCUUCAGGGAAGGAUAGAUCCUGGAUGGUUCCGUGCUAACAACCCCCAGGCCUGCCCUAAGCAGUGUGAUUGUCCCAUUCAUUGGCCCACAUCAGUCUACUGUGACCACAAAGGCCUGGAACACAUCCCUGACGAGCUGCCAGAUAGAACCGAGUACUUGUUUUUACAGGGUAACAAUAUCUCAAGUCUGCCCUCCUCUGUGUUGGCCAAUAUAACUGGACUUCGCUGGCUCAUCCUGGAUAACAACCAGCUGCAGAGCGACAAGCUGGAGCAGGCCUCACUGCAAAACCAGACCAAACUGCACUACUUGUUUGCAAACCAAAACCAUCUGACUUCAGUACCCAGUGCGCUACCAGAUGGACUCAGACAGCUGCGACUAGCACACAACAACAUCACCAGCAUUGGCAAAGGAGCUCUCCAAAACCUGCACAACCUGACACUGCUGCUGCUGCAGGGAAACAGGCUGCAAACCAUCGCCCAGGGAGAUCUUAAAGGUCUGGUCAGUCUGAACCUGUUGGACCUGAGUGGAAAUAGGUUUUCCACUGUCCCCAGGCAUCUGCCUCCCUCUGUCCAGCAGUUGUAUCUGUCAAACAACUCUCUCUCUGGGCUGGAUGAGGACAGCUUUGAUGGCUUUCUCAACCUUAAGUAUUUGCGUCUAAGUCACUGUGGUCUGCAGAGUCGUGGCAUCCACCUGCAUGCUUUUAAUCAUACCAGCCUGGUGGAGCUGGACCUCUCUUACAACAAACUGACCACCAUUCCCAGGGUCCCCACCUCACUGCAGUACCUCUACCUGGAGGCUAAUGAAAUCCAAGAGUUCAACGUGACCAGUUUCUGCAGAGAGGUGGGACUUCUGUCCUACUCCAGAAUGAAGAUUCUACGGCUGGAUGGAAACAAAAUGAGCUACAACCAGCUGCCCCCUGACUGGGUUUACUGCCUGCGAGUGCUGCAGUCAAUUUACGUUUGACUUCACCCUCUGAGCAUUCUUUGAAUGCAAGUACUGUAUGUACCCUUCCCAUCCCACCUGGUGCUGGAAAGUAGAUCAGGACUGAAAACCAAUUGUUUCUGUCAUUGAGCUCAUUAUUUGUGAACUCAAAAAGCUUGACAAUAAACAUUGAAACCUCA